Molecule: messenger RNA, 2505 nt
Organism: Linum trigynum
Lineage: Eukaryota; Viridiplantae; Streptophyta; Magnoliopsida; Malpighiales; Linaceae
Source: the annotation of a GenBank genome assembly
CGGCCAUCCAAAACCCACAAAGCAAAAACAACAACAACUUCAUUCUACUACUAUAUAAGCAACUUGGAAGAAAGAAGAGGAAAAAGCACGCACAUACUGAAAAUGUCGUCUAACCAGGAGCAUUACUACAACGCUGGCAAAGCCGAGGGCCGCGCUGAGGAGAAGACGGGGAGGAUGGCGGACACGGUGAAGGAGAAGGCUCGGUCGGCCAAGGAGACGGCCGGAGCGAAGACGCAGGAGGCGAAGGACAGGGCCGGGGAGGCGGCGGAGGCGACGAAGGAGAAGACGUACGAAGGGAAGGAGAAGACGAAAGGGAUGCUGGCGGAGACGGGGGACAAGGUGAAGAACAUGGCAGCCAGCGCCGCUGACACGGUGAAGCAGACGCUCGGGAUGGGCGGCGACAACCAGACCGCCGCCGGCGAGCAUCGGGUGACUCAUGAGCGGGAGGAGCAUGGUCUUGGUGGUGGUAUCGGCGGCACCGGCGGGCAGCAGCGCACUACCACCACUACGCGUAAGGAGACUAAUUACUAGAGAGAUCGAUCGAAGUGACUUCUUGCCCGUCGUCGUAGUGGCCGGGCCGGUUGUAAUAAAUAAGCGCGCCAGCUUUCAUUUUAGGGAGUGGGCGUGUGUUUGAUUUGCUUUGUUUGUUUGUUUGGCGGUUUUCUUUUCAAGCCUGGGUGCGUGCAUGAGAUGUUGUUCAGAGGGGAGUUUCUUUUGGAUUCCUCGUUUGAAGAAACGGCACCGUGCCGUGCGUUACUAGUACUUUGCCGCCGUAGCUGGUUUUUGAAGGGGGGCAAGGAAUGUUAUUUGUGAAAUAAUAACAAAAAGAGUGCCUUUUUGGUAUUUAUCAUUUGGGAUGCGUUUAACGUUUGGGUCUAGUGAGAUAUGGGCCUAACUACCUCGUAGCCCAGGACAUCGUUGGGCUGCAUAUCUGCUCCAUGACCCAGCAACUAUAGUGCGGUUGUGGUAUGCUGGGCCUCCAUCGCAAGCCCAGCGUGUUUUCGGACACAAUCUAAUAUUCCAAAAUGCAAGAAAGUGGCACGGGAAGUUUGGUAUGGAUACUGAAUACCAUAAUAAUUUUUCAAUAUUUGGUAUUAUCGAACACACCUAUUAUUUUAUAAUACGGUUCACUGUUGAAAUAUAAGUUAGUGUGUAUUUUCUCCAUUUCAACUAUAUAUGCUCCCUCAAUGCUAACAGACCCUCAACCGUUUAAAUGGACACUUAAUUAUAUAUAGCUUGUUCUCUCACUGUCAUUCGUUACAUAUAUUAUGUUUAUGGGCUGCUCAGUCGUCUUCUAUUUUAGUCUGUUGCUUUAGUUUGUUAUUGUGUUUCUUAGAACACCAUUUUUUCCUAGAUUGUCGUUAUUGUAUUUGAGAUUUUUUUUCCUAUUUAUAUUGCACGAGUGUUGAUAUUAUUAUUUAUUCUUUUAUAUAGUUUGAGAAUGAUUUGUGAAGUUGCUGCAACCUGCAAGAUGAAAAGUUUUAUAUUUAAUUGAUAAUUUUCAAGAGAAUUAAUAAAAGAUGAAAAGUUUUAUAUUUAAUUGAUAAGUUUCAAGAAAAUUAAUUUGAUAUUUGGUAUAUAAUGAUAUUACAUCGAAUUUACUUUGAGAUUGAAUUCAAUGCAUUAUUUUGUACUCAAGAUAUUGAUAUUCGAUAGUGAAAUAUCGAUACAAUACUAAUUUCCCACAUAGGCCAAAAGAAAAAGGACACCCAUGACCCAACUCACGCAACUCAAUCCCACUACUAAUUGGCCUAAACAACCUUUUUUUACUUUUUUGAGUUUUGAGCCCCUAGGCCUAGCUAGUAGUUAAUAACUUAAGUGGAGCUGUAAUUAGGUGAAGUUAAGCAGAGUUUGCCGCCUAAUCACACGACACAAACCCUCAUUUUUCUUUGGUAAUCGCCGCCCCCCGCCGUAAGUCGUACUCGUAUCUAGCGAGUUUGACUUGACCCCUCUAUUAUAUAUGCCUGUUGCCAUUUCAUGGAAAACUUUGGUUUCAAGACUGUUCUUUUUUUUUUUUUUGCUUGAAGCAUGGAUGAUUACGUGUUCUUCAAUAUGUUAAUAGUUUAAUUAGUGUGAUUCAUCAUGAAAGCCAGGUGGUGAAGGUGAUAAUCUAAUCUCACAGAAGGUCGCACGUAAUCUUGGGAUUAAGAUUUUUCCAUUUUGACAAAUUGUAAUCAUUUUGAUUCGAUCUUCUUGUUUUGGAGGCCCUAAAUAACCGCUUAACUAACCAUACUUAAUCUCGGUUUCCCAGAGAUGGAUCAACGGGUCGGACCGAAAACGCCGGUUGUUGAUAACUUAAUGAUUUAUCGUAUCAUAGAGAAUGAUAUGAAAUUUAUAAUUAACAUUCUUUCAGCAACCCGAGUUAUUGUGAUAAUUUGUUUUGUGACAUGCAUGGUAUUAGAGAUGGUUUGUCUUUUGUCAAUUUAAGCAAUAUCUUAAAACAUCUUAUAUUGCGGACUUGUGGAAACUCCAGCCCAAUUCUAAUAACAAAGGCAGCUAAUUGCA